This is a messenger RNA of Adineta steineri, 501 nucleotides long. The record is from the annotation of a GenBank genome assembly. Lineage: Eukaryota; Metazoa; Rotifera; Eurotatoria; Adinetida; Adinetidae.
AUGACUCUCUUAGUUUCUCUAUCAAAAGAUUUAAAUUUUACACUUAUAAAUAAUCAAUCAUGGUUUAUUCCUAUCGAUAUUCUAUUACUUAUAUGUCUCUUCUUAGCUAUUCUAUUAGCUUUCUUAUUUUUAUUUAUUAUUUUAAUUGAUAAAACAUGUCAUACAAUUCCAAUGAUGUUUUUAGCUAAUUCAUGUUUCGCUUGUCUUUUCUUUACGAUUAUUAUGUUUUGGGCGACAAUCAUCUCACUUUAUAAUGAUCUUAAACAAAUUUCCUAUGAAGAUUCAUUUUGUAUUUUUCGAGGUUAUAUGACUUAUGUUACUGGUGGUGAAUUAUUUUAUGGAUAUCUCUUACAAGCUAUUUAUAGUUAUAUGACAGUUGUUUAUCCCACUCGAUUAUUUUGGCAAUCAGCAAAAUUUCAAUUAUUUCUCAUCUGUUUAAUGUGGGCAUCUGUCUUUAUAUGUAUUUUACCAAUUUUACUCUCUCAUGAAAUCAAAUAUUAA